Messenger RNA from Anopheles bellator, 1767 nucleotides. RefSeq names its product 5-hydroxytryptamine receptor 1D. NCBI's taxonomy places the organism in Eukaryota, Metazoa, Arthropoda, Insecta, Diptera, Culicidae. Gene Ontology annotation, molecular function: corazonin receptor activity. The record is from RefSeq and is a predicted model, not a curated record. Gene Ontology annotation, biological process: neuropeptide signaling pathway. Gene Ontology annotation, cellular component: membrane. The transcript has 7 exons. The coding region runs from base 1 to 1767 and encodes 588 amino acids.
AUGGAUCUGAAAGCUGGCAAACAUCUAGUAGCACCAGCGAUAAAUAAUAUCAGUUGCUCCCAUAAUCGGUUCGCCGGUCACUUCUUCGCCCAGAUCGGCCCGUUCGAUGUCAUACAGGCGCUGUUCAUCGUGCUGCUAACGUUCCUGGUCAUCGGUGCGAACCUGAUGGUGAUACUCGUGAUCAAUAGCCGCCGCUAUGCUGCGUACAUCCAUCCGCAGCCCCGCUACCUGCUGACGUCGCUGGCCCUCAACGAUCUGGCCAUCGGGCUGCUGAUCAUACCGUUUAGCGCCCUCCCCGCCUUACUACACUGCUGGCCUUACGGAGAAAUCUUUUGCCAAAUACAGGUAAGCGCGUUACUACGUGGAGCUUUAUCACAACAAAGUGCUGUUAUACUCGUGUGCAUGGCGGUCGACCGAUACCUGUGCGUGCUGCAUCCCCGGAUAUACCACAAGCGGUCCAGCAAAAAGGGCUGUGUUGCGGUUUUGAGCGUCACGUGGAUACUGUGUCUGACCUGCUUCGGGUUGCUGGUUCUACCGAAAGGUUAUUACUUCAACAAAACGGGGCUGCUGGCGUGCGAGCCGUUCUACAGCAAAUCGUCCUACCGGAUCCUGUCCAGCUGUGCGCUCUACUUCCCCACCACGAUGGUGCUGAUGUACUGCUACGGAUCAAGUUUCCACGCGAAUCGAUACCGGCUGGCGGCACCGAGUGCCGCCGCAUCCCUCUCGCUGAACGUCUCCAGCUCCGGCGGUGGACGGACAGCCGCAGCGAUCGACGCCACCGCCAACGGUGGGGCCACCGGCCGAGCUGGUGCCAGCCUUCCUGGCCGGAGCAAGCAGGACACUAUCGAGACGCUAACGGCCAACACCAGUUCCGUGCUGGAGCACCACGCCUGCGACGGGAACAUGCUGACGGAAGUCACCGCCAUUACGCCGAUGUCGGUCUCCUUCUCCGAAAAGGUAAGUCUGCUGGGCGAAGAGGACGACAGCAUGGUACACGGUUCGACGUCGCGGACGAUGGCGGCCAUAUCAUUAGGUUUUAUAGUUAUAAUCACCCCCUGGACGAUACAGGAGAUCGUGGCCACGUGCACCGGCUCGAAGAUACCACCAUCGAUCGAUUUCUGCGUCACGUGGAUAGCUUUAAGCAGUAGUUUUUGGAACCCUUUUCUGUACUGGCUGUUGAAUGCGAGAUUUCGGCGCAUCUGCAAGGACCUGCUCACGUCCAAGUGUACGAGAGGCAGCCGAAGUUCGCUGGAGGAAAAGUGUAGCAUAAGCUUAGAGUACGAUCACCAGCUAACGUCACUGCCACUGCCGCCGGGGCCACCGCCGGCAACGAUCUGCCGGUCGGCCCUACACACACCCCGCCCGGACAUCGAGUGCCCGGAGAAGUACUGGGGCGACAUCCUGGAGCGCACGUUCAGCACCGGCAGCAUCAACACGCUGCACCAGCGGAUGGGCAACGUGGCGCCGUUGCACUUCAGCAACCGUCAGCCGAGCAACUGCGGCCUGGCGCAUCCGCAGCCCCAGCUCCACUACCGCUGCGAGCAGCACCAGCUGAUGCGCAACCCCAGCAGCACCAGCAUCCCGGAGCAGGACCACAGUACCGGGUCCGGCUGCUACAAGGACCUGGACGUGGAUCUGGGCGGCCACUUCCCGGGUGCCGGCUCACAGCCGCUGGUGUGCGAGCGCGAGCUGCACGACAUCAACUGUGCCAAAAACAAAGCAUUCUUCCGGGGCUUCAACCUGCACCAGGGGCUGCCCGAUAUCUAG